UUCUCAAUAACAACCAAAAAAAAAAAUGGAGGUGUCUAAUAAGAAAAUAACAUCUCCAUUAUUUACUUUCUUGUUUAUUUCAUCUAUCUUUAUUCAAUUUUUUCCUUAUGUUUCUUGUAUAGGUGUUAACUAUGGUACCCUUGGCAACAACUUACCCCCACCAUCACAAGUUGCUCAAUUCCUCAAAGACAAAACUAUAAUUGAUAAAAUCAAAAUCUUUGAUGUUAAUCCAGAUAUCUUAAAGGCCUUUGCUAACACAAACAUCUCAGUUACUGUCACUGUCCCCAAUAGUGAAAUCCCAAAAUUGCAAGACAUUGGUUAUGCAAAAAGCUAUGUUGAAGCAAACAUUAAGCCAUUUUAUCCACAAACAAAAAUUGAUGUAAUUGCUGUUGGAAAUGAAAUCCUUCAUUGGGAAACACCAGAAGUACAAAACAAGUUAGUUGGUGCAAUGAGGACACUAUAUCAAGCACUAACACAAAGUGGUAUCAACACUGUUAAAGUGUCAACACCCCAUUCUUUAGGAAUUUUAUUGAGUUCAAAUCCACCAAGUCUAGCUAAAUUUAGACCAGGUUGGGAUGUAGGUAUCCUAGCACCAAUGUUACAGUUUUUACGCGAAACGAAAGGUCCUUUCAUGGUGAACCCUUAUCCAUACUUUGGUUACAACCCUGAACAAGUUGAUUUCCUAUUGUUCAAACAAAACAAAGGCGUUUUCGACAACUUUAGUAAAAGGACAUACACAAACAUGUUUGAUAUGUUGUUGGAUGCUGUAUUUAUGUCAAUGAAAAGACUUGGUUAUGAUGAUGUUGAUAUUGUUGCUGCUGAGACAGGAUGGCCAUCAUUUGGUGAAAGCUUUGAACCACAAUGUACUGUGGAGAAUGCAGCAGCAUACAAUGGUGGAUUGGUUAGGAAAAUUGUUGGUGGAGUAGGGACACCAUUGAUGCCAAAUAGAAAAAUUGAUACAUAUAUAUUUGGUUUGUUUAAUGAGAAUACUAAACCAGGUUCUAAUGCUGAGAGGAAUUUUGGAUUGUUUAGACCUGAUUUUACUCCUGUUUAUAACGUUGGAAUCAUGAAAGGACAACAAGUCUUGCCAUUCCCACAACCACCAAAGCCUCUUCCACAACCGCAACCGCAACCGCAACCACAACCAAGAGGCCCAAUUCCUGUGGCAAAGCCAGGCCCAAAAGUCCCAGUCCAACCAGCCCCAAGACUACCAUCCCAUCCAGGCCCAAAACAUUCAGCCCGUCCAGGCCCAAAACUGCCAGCCCAACCAGCCCCAAGACUGCCAGCUCAACCAGGCCCAGUAUUGCCAGGCCCAAAACCUGUAGGCCCAAUGGGGAAGAAAUUUUGCAUGCCCAAACCACAGGCUACAGAUGCACAAUUGCAGGCCAGUUUAGAUUGGGCCUGCACUAAUCAAGGUGUGGAUUGUGGCCCAGUUCAAGCUGGAGGCCCAUGUUUUGACCCAAAUACUGUUAGGUCUCAUGCAGCCUAUGUUAUGAAUGCUUACUACCAAAUCAAGGGCAAAAAUGACAUCAACUGUGAUUUUUCGGGUUCCGCAGCCAUCGUCUUCGCUGAUCCAAGUUAUGGUACAUGCAAGUACCUUUCUUAAAUUCUAUGGACAAAAAAGGAAGAUUUUGAAGCUACUCCAACAUUUAAAGGAUUAGUUUUGACAUAUUGAAAUUUUGAUUUUUAAAGAAUUUGUUUCUUUGAUGUUUUCACAAACUAAUCAAAUUAUGUUGAUGUGUAGUAUGUAUUUGUUGCAAAUAAAACAAUAAUAAAAAAAAUGUUGCCUACUUCA
Molecule: messenger RNA, 1795 nt
Organism: Solanum lycopersicum (tomato)
Lineage: Eukaryota; Viridiplantae; Streptophyta; Magnoliopsida; Solanales; Solanaceae
Product: glucan endo-1,3-beta-glucosidase
Biological process (GO): carbohydrate metabolic process
Cellular component (GO): plasma membrane
Molecular function (GO): hydrolase activity, hydrolyzing O-glycosyl compounds
Source: RefSeq, a predicted model, not a curated record